GUGACUGGCGGCUGCACUGGCGGCAGCUGGAGGUGUAAUAGUGCGGGUAGUGGGUUUGGAGAAGUUCCGAGGCGGCGGUGGCGCCGGUCAGGACAAGGAUAGCGGAACCGGGCCCUGGGCUUGUCGCUCACCAUGCCGACAGUAGAGGAGCUUUACCGCAAUUAUGGCAUCCUGGCCGAUGCCACGGAGCAAGUGGGCCAGCAUAAAGAUGCCUAUCAAGUGAUAUUGGAUGGUGUGAAAGGUGGUACUAAGGAAAAGCGAUUAGCAGCUCAAUUUAUUCCGAAAUUCUUUAAGCAUUUUCCAGAAUUGGCUGAUUCUGCUAUCAAUGCACAGUUAGACCUCUGUGAGGAUGAAGAUGUAUCUAUUCGACGUCAAGCAAUUAAAGAACUGCCUCAAUUUGCCACUGGAGAAAAUCUUCCUCGAGUGGCAGAUAUACUAACGCAACUUUUGCAGACAGAUGACUCUGCAGAAUUUAACCUAGUGAACAAUGCCCUAUUAAGUAUAUUUAAAAUGGAUGCAAAAGGGACUUUAGGUGGGUUGUUCAGCCAAAUACUUCAAGGAGAGGACAUUGUUAGAGAACGAGCAAUUAAAUUCCUUUCUACAAAACUUAAGACUUUACCAGAUGAAGUCUUAACAAAGGAAGUGGAAGAGCUUAUACUAACUGAAUCCAAAAAGGUCCUAGAAGAUGUGACUGGUGAAGAAUUUGUUCUAUUUAUGAAGAUACUGUCUGGGUUAAAAAGCUUACAGACAGUGAGUGGAAGACAGCAACUUGUAGAGUUGGUGGCUGAACAGGCCGACCUAGAACAGACCUUCAAUCCCUCGGAUCCUGACUGUGUGGACAGGCUCUUACAGUGCACUCGGCAGGCAGUACCCCUCUUCUCUAAAAAUGUCCAUUCCACAAGGUUUGUGACAUAUUUCUGUGAGCAGGUUCUCCCUAACCUCGGUACCUUGACUACCCCAGUGGAAGGUCUUGAUAUACAGUUGGAGGUAUUGAAAUUGUUGGCGGAGAUGAGUUCAUUUUGUGGUGACAUGGAAAAACUAGAAACAAAUUUAAGGAAACUAUUUGAUAAGUUAUUGGAAUACAUGCCCCUCCCUCCAGAAGAGGCAGAAAAUGGAGAGAAUGCUGGUAAUGAAGAACCCAAGCUACAGUUCAGUUAUGUGGAAUGUUUGUUGUACAGUUUUCACCAGUUGGGCCGAAAACUUCCAGAUUUCUUAACAGCCAAACUGAAUGCAGAAAAGCUCAAAGAUUUCAAAAUCAGGCUGCAGUACUUUGCACGGGGCCUGCAAGUUUAUAUCAGACAACUUCGCUUAGCUCUCCAGGGUAAAACGGGUGAGGCCUUAAAAACAGAAGAGAACAAGAUUAAAGUCGUUGCAUUGAAAAUAACAAACAAUAUCAAUGUUUUAAUCAAGGAUCUCUUCCACAUUCCUCCUUCUUAUAAGAGCACAGUAACACUAUCCUGGAAACCUGUACAAAAGGUUGAGAUUGGGCAAAAGAGAGCCAGUGAAGAUACAACUUCAGGUUCACCACCCAAGAAAUCUUCAGCAGGACCAAAAAGAGAUGCCAGGCAGAUUUAUAACCCUCCCAGUGGGAAAUAUAGCAGCAAUUUGGGCAACUUUAAUUAUGAAAGGGGGGUCAAAAAAGACAUCAAGACAUCACCCUAGUAAGACAUAAUGGCAAAAAAAUUGAUUGCAAAAUUGACUGAAAAGGUAUUUUUCAAGCCUCCAAGAUUGUGGAUCAAAAACAGCAAAACCAAGCUCUCUCUAUUGUUGCUAACAAGAUUGCUAUAAUGAGGAAGUUUAGAAGUUAAUGAAGAGAUUUGAUCUCAUUUACAUAUGAUUAAAAGUCCAGCCUUGUGAUAACUUCGAUCAGUUUUCUUCAUGGGACGACACCUUUGAGGACCAUUUCUCUGUGGCUAUAAAAGUGACUGACCAAUGGAUGAGAGACUCUUGUUCUGUACAUCACAAGUGACUUGAUUUUUCAGCAAAAGAUAUGCUUAGUUUAUAUCAGUAGCUGAAACACACUCAGACGCACAUACACACAUAGCACCUAUUUGGCAGUAUUCUGAGAAGCUUAUGUAGCUGAUAAAGCAGUGAAAAAAACUCAGCCUUUAGAUCUACAUUUGUGUGAGUCCAGUUGCGUGAAAUACUGUGAUCAAAACAAAAAUUGCAUAUUUAUUGCAUUCAAAGGGACAUUUUGUAGUCUAACCUGAUUUUCGAAAUUGAUUAUUGAUAAUUUAAGAUAUUUUUCAUAGUUAUAUGAGUUACCUUUAGUAAUGAUAGACAAUAAAUAAAGAACUAAGAAGUUGUCAUGAAAGUCAUAGCCAGAGCAGGUAGAUAAGAGAAAGAAAUAAAGGGCAUCCAAACUAGAAUGGAGAAGUCAAAUUGUUCUCUAUGCAGAUGACAUGAUGUUAUAUAUAUAAAAACAAAACUAAAGACUCUACCAAAAAACUCAUAGAACUGAUAAAUUUAGAAAAGUUAGAAGAUACAAAAUUAGUAUACAAAAAUCAGUAGCAUUUCUAUGCAUGAACAGUGAACUAGCUGAAAAAGAAAUCAAGGUAACCCCAUUUAUAAUAGCUGUGAAAAAAAUCUAGGAAUAAAUUAACCAAGAAGGUAAAAUAUUUCUAUACAAGGAAAACUACAAAACACUGAUGAAAGAAAUUGAAGGAGAUACAAACAAAUUGAAAGACACUCCGUACUCAUGGAUUAGAGGAAUUAAUAUAUUUUAAAUGACCAUGCUACCCAAAGUGAUCUCCAGAUUCAAUACAACUUCUAUCAAAAUAACUGACAUUCUUCACAGAAAUUGCCACCAAAAAAAAUUCUUAAAAUUUAUAUGGAACCACAAGACCCCAAAUAGCCAAAGCAAUACUGAGCAAAAAGAACAAAGCUGGAGUUAUCACACUACCAGAUCUCAAAAUAUAAAUCAAAAAUGUAGUAACCAAAACAGCCUGAUACUGGCAUAAAAAUAGAUACAGAGCAAUGGAACAGAACAGAGAACCAGAAAUUAAUCCACGUAUCUACAGCCAACUGAUUUUUUACAAAGGUGGCAAGAAUACUCAUUGGAGGGACAAAAAAAAAAGGGACAGUCUCUUCAAUAAAUGGUGCUGAGAAAACUGGGUAUCCAUAUGCAGAAGAAUGAAACUAGAUCCGCACCUCCCACCCUGUACAAAAACCAACUCAAAAUGGAUGAAAGACCUAAAUGUAAGACCUAAAACAAUAAAACUACCAUAAGAGAAAACAAGAAGCACUUCAGGACAUUGGUCUGGGAAAAGAUUUUAUGACUGAGACCUAAAAGCACAGGCAACAAAAACAUGGGAUCAUAUCAAAUUAAAAAGCUUCUGUGCAGCAGAGGAAACCAUCAACAGUGAAAAGACAGCUUACAGAAUGGGAGAAAAUAUUUGUAAACUACUCAUGCAACAGAGGAUUAAUAUUCAGAAUAUAGAAGAUAUUCAAACAUCUUAAUAGCAAAACAAAUCUAGAUUAAAAAUGGGCAAAUCAUCUGAACAGACAUUUCUCAAAAGAAGACGUACAAAUGGCCAAUAAAUGUAUGAAAAAAUUCUAAACACUAAGCAUCAGGGUAAUGCACAUCAAAACCACAAUGAGUAAGUUGGAAGUUCAGGGAAGAGAUUUUAUCUCAUUUACAUAUGAUUAAAAGUCAGACAUUGGCACCCCCAUGUUUAUUGUAGCACUAUUCAUUAGCCAAGACAUGGAAUCAACCCAGAAUCAACAGGUGCAUCAACAGGUGAAUGGCUAAACAAGAUGUGGUAUUAUACACAAUGGGAUACUAUUCAGCCAUAAAAAAAGAAUGUCCUUUCAUUUGCAGCAACAUGGAAGGAACUGGAGGACUUUAUAGUAGGUGAAAUAAGCCAGCAAUGGAAAAUUAAACAAUGCAUGUUCUCACUCAUGUGGAAGUUUUAAAAAGUUAAUCUUAUAGAAGUAAAAAUUAGGACAGCGCAUACUAGAGGCUGAGAAGAUAGGGGGAAGGAAGGGAUAGGGAGAGAUUUGUGGGAGGAUGCAAAAUAACAUAGGAAUAAGCCCUAGUGUUGUGUACCACUAUAGCAUGACUAUAGUUAAUAUAUACUUUAAAAUAGAAGAAUAUUGAAUGUUCCCAACACAAAGAAAUUAUAGGUGUUUGAGAUGAUGGAUAUGCUUGUUACCCUGAGCUGAUAACUGUACAUUCUUUGUAUCAAAGUAUUCUACCCCACGAAUAUGUAGAAUUAUUAUUCGUGAAUUUGAAGAAUUAAGUUUUUUAAAAAGUGUACGGGCUGGGCACAGUGGCUCACACCUGUAGUCCCAGCACUGAGGCAGGACGAUCCCUUGAGGCCUGCAGUUUGAGAUCAGCCUGGCAACAAAAUGAGGACCUGUCUCUACAAAAAAAAAAAAUAGCCAAACAUGGUGGUGUGCAUCUGUAGCCCUAGCUACUGGGGAGUCUGAGGCAGAAAGAUCACUCUAGUCCAGAAGUUCAAUGUUAUGGUGAACUGUGAACGCACCACUGCACUCCAGCCUGAGCAACACAGCAAGACCCUCCAAAAAAAGUGUAGUUAUCGUAACAUCACCUUGAAACAACUUUGUUACUGGGAUACAUUUAAUUAAGCAACUACCAUGAAUGUAGUCGGUACCUUGCCUUACGUGCUUCAGUAUAUAUGUUGUUCUUGUUUUAUGUACAGGCUAAAUUUGUAGAUUGAAUAGCAGAAUAUUAGUUCUGUUCUUAUAGGGCCUACUGCUGUAUUCAGAGUUAUGAGCUACGUUUCUUCUGCGUUUGCUGCACCAUGAAAUCCUAAGCAAGACCUAAACCCUUGUUCGCUUUUUCGUAGAGCAGAGAGGAGCCUUCAGGGGAAGUAGAGGUGGCCGAGGUUGGGGCACACGAGGAAAUCGUAGUCGGGGAAGACUCUACUGAAUAAGACAUCAGCAUUCUUCAGCAUUGUCAUGAGCUUAAUAUACUUAAAUUCUACUACUCAUUGGAUUGCCGGGGAUGUCCCUUUAAACAGACUGCUGCCUUCAGCUAAAAACUUAAUGUUCUUUAUACCUUUGUAUGUAUGACCUACUUUUGUAACAGACCAUGGUUGUGUCCAAGGUAAAACCACAGUGAUAUUUUUGGAUGCUUUGUCUGCAAUCUUGACUUGUUUUUGCAGUAUCAUUAUUCAGACUUCAAAUUGUGAAUCUUUUAAACAUCUUGAUAAUUUGUUGUUGAGAGCUGUUCAUUCUAAAAUGUAAUGAAAUUCAGUCUAGUUCUGCUGAUAAAGAUCAUCAGUUUUGAAAGGUUACUGAUUUUCCUCUUCCCUCUUAGUUUUUUACCCAAUAUAUGGAGAAGAGUAAUGGUCAAUCUUAACAUUUUGUUUUAAUUGUUUAAUAAAGCUGCUGGGCAGUGGUGCAGCAUUCCUACCUAGUGUCAUAAAAGCAAAAUACUUACAUAGCUUUCUUAAAAUAUAGGAAUGACAUUACAUUUUUAGGAGAAAGUAAGUUGCUUUGCACCGCCUACUUAAUUCUUUUCCAUAUAUUGUGAUACAAACUUUUGAAUAUGGAAUCUUACUAUUUGAAUAGAAAUGUGUAUGUAUAAUAUACAUACAUACAUAAGCAUAUAUGUGUGUGUGUGUGUGUAUAUAUAUAUAUAUGCAUGCUGUGAAACUUGACUACACAACAUAAAUCACUUUUUAAAUUCCAGGAACGGGUAGUCUGACACGGUGAUUAUCCUUUUGAGGCUGAAUCCGUUAUUAACUUGUUAUUUAGGUUUUUACUCCCAGUAGCAAGGGAUUCUAAGUUAGUUGCACUUACAUGAUUAUUGUUAUUUAAAACUAAGAAUAAAGGCUGCAUUUUCAAAGAUAAAUUGGAAUUGCUGUUGGUGAAAUAACAACCAAAAUACUGAAUCUGAUGUACAUACAGGUUUCUACAGGAAGAGAUGGUAUAAUUUACAAUUUGGAGAUUUAAUAACCAGGGCUACCCAGAAAAAGUGACUUGAUAACAUGGUACCAAUAAGUAAGGGAUGCUCUCUCGGUUUGCUUUUGCCACUUUCAAGAUUUUAACUUCUCAGGUUAUUAAUCAAAAUUAUUGUAUAAGUUAGCCAAUAGAAUUUUUAGGUUAAAACAACAGAUGGGGGGUUUGUGGAGUGUUUAAUGUCAUGGGCAUUUUUAGUAGGAUAGACCCUUUGUUCUGCAUUUGAAUGUUUCGUAUAUUUUUGUUUCACAGUUAAUCUUCCCUCCCCAAGUUUGCUAUUCAAAUCAACUGCCUGAAUGACAUUUCUAGUAGUCUGAUGUAUUUUUCUGAGGAAUAGUUUGUGAUUCCAAUGCAGGUGUCUUCAUUACCAUUACCUCUACACUGCAGAAGAAGCAAAACUCCUUUAUUAGAAUUACUGCACAUGUGUAUGGGGAAAAUAGUUCUGAAAGGCUAGAAUGAUACAAGUGAGCAAAAGUUGGUCAGCUUGGCUAUGGAGUGGUGGCAAUAAUCUCUAAACAUUCCAAAAGACCAUGAGCUGAACCUAAACUCCCUUGGAAUCUGAACAAAGGAAUAUAAAAUUGCCAUUUGAAAACUGACCAGCUAAUCUGGACCUCAGAGAUAGAUCAGCCAGUGGCCCAAAGCCAUUUCAAGUACAGAAAUUAUAGAGACUACAGCUAAAUAAAUUUGAACAUUAAAUAUAAUUUUACCACUUUUUGUCUUUAUAAGCAUAUUUGUAAACUCAGAACUGAGCAGAAGUGACUUUACUUUCUCAAGUUUGAUACUGAGUUGACUGUUCCCUUAUCCCUCACCCUUCCCCUUCCCUUUCCUAAGGCAAUAGUGCACAACUUAGGUUAUUUUUGCUUCCGAAUUUGAAUGAAAAACUUAAUGCCAUGGAUUUUUUUCUUUUGCAAGACACCUGUUUAUCAUCUUGUUUAAAUGUAAAUGUCCCCUUAUGCUUUUGAAAUAAAUUUCCUUUUGUAAUUUU
This is a messenger RNA of Homo sapiens (human), 6913 nucleotides long. RefSeq names its product apoptosis inhibitor 5 (gene API5). The transcript has 14 exons. Gene Ontology annotation, biological process: negative regulation of apoptotic process. Lineage: Eukaryota; Metazoa; Chordata; Mammalia; Primates; Hominidae. Bases 133 to 1662 code for a protein of 509 amino acids. The record is from RefSeq and is a predicted model, not a curated record. Gene Ontology annotation, cellular component: spliceosomal complex; cytoplasm; nucleus.